UUGGAAGACAUCAUUAGGCUUUUGGAGCAAAAAGAAAAGAAAAACACCAAACCGCUGGCAGGCAGAGCCCAGCGCCACCUCUCCAGCCGGGAUCUGCUCUUUGUGCGCGCAGAAAGUGCCCAGUGUCAUGUAAAUGCCUCUGGUUCUGGCCUGCUCCUGCUUUAUGCUGAAGGCCACGCGUGUGAAUGCGGAGCCGCCGUGUGGCCGGCGCCCAGAGGGGGGCUUUGUGCUGUCACUCUCAGGGCGCCCCCCCUGGAAGGAUGUGGAGCCGGGCGGGGUAGCACGGGGGUGGGCUUCAGGUUGGGCACCGACCGCGAACUCAAUGAACCCCCCGGGGCCUCGGCCACGUCCAUCACCCCCCCCCGCCCCCCCGCAUACUUCCUCCUUUCUUUGGUCCUCCCCCCCUCAGUUCUCCUCCCUCUCUCUUUGGUCCUGUCGCUUAUAAAACUGGACCUGAGGCCAACUGGGCCCGGGCCCAGAACUGGCCGUCACAGUCGGCCUAUCGGGAGCCGCCACACAGACGAGCACACGUCGCCCACGUCGGGCCUGUACUUCCUCAUCUCCAACGAGGGCCACCCCAGCCUGUUCGUGUCGCAGGCCAGCCUCUGGCUGUACUUCCGGCUGCUGCCGGCCGGCCCCGAGAAGGGCCUCCGGAGGAAGAUCACCGUCAAGAUCCACUACCAGGAGGCCGCCGGGGGCGGGGCGGAGGCGGCCGGGGGCGGGGGGGCCGGGGGCUGGGCGCUGGUGGAGAAGCGCGUGGACCUGAAGCGCAGCGGCUGGCACACCUUCCCGCUGUCGGAGGCGGUGCGCGCCGUGCUGGGGAGGGGCGGGCGGCGGCAGGACCUGCAGGUGCACUGCGAGGGCUGCGAGCUGGCCGGCGUGGCGCCGGUGCUGGUGGACCCGGGGGACCCCUCCCACCGGCCCUUCCUGGUGGUGCGCGCCCGGCAGGUGGACGGCAAGCACCGCAUCCGUAAGCGCGGGCUGGAGUGCGACGGCAGCAGCGGCGGGCUCUGCUGCCGCCAGCAGUUCUACAUCGACUUCCGCCUCAUCGGCUGGAACGACUGGAUCAUCGCGCCCGCCGGUUACUACGGCAACUACUGCGAGGGCAGCUGCCCCGCCUACAUGGCGGGCGUGCCCGGCUCGGCCUCGUCCUUCCACACGGCGGUGGUCAACCAGUACCGCAUGCGGGGCAUGAGCCCCGGCUCGGUCAGCUCCUGCUGCAUCCCCACCAAGCUCAGCACCAUGUCCAUGCUCUACUUCGACGACGAGUACAACAUCGUCAAGAGGGACGUGCCCAACAUGAUCGUGGAGGAGUGCGGCUGCGCCUGA
Messenger RNA from Menidia menidia (Atlantic silverside), 1329 nucleotides. Lineage: Eukaryota; Metazoa; Chordata; Actinopteri; Atheriniformes; Atherinopsidae. The record is from the annotation of a GenBank genome assembly.